AUGAAAAUUGUGAAAACAAUCAUUUUGAUUCUAUCCUUUUUCCUAAUCUGAGUCUACCUUUAUGACAAGCAGAUGAUUAUCAAGCGAUUCAGCUUCGAUAUGGAGUCUAAGCACAUGCCUCAUGCCUAUCAUACCUUUGGAGCAUCCACAAAACUGAAGAACAAGAUUAAGCUUAUCCCUGAAGUGGAUCUUAGAUAUGGAGGGGUUUUCCUAAACCAGAAGUAUAGGUCUACCUCUUUCUCUAUGGACUUUACAUUCAAGAUUAAUUCUCCCACACAGAGCUCGGAUGGAUUCGUGUUCUGGUUUACCCCUGAAAUUCCCACAUUUGACUUUAAAUCUGGCAGAAUUCAUGGUGUAGAGCAGAAAACCAGUGGAUUCUCCAUAUGGCUUCAUAAAGACGAGAGAGCAAGAGAAGGAACUAGAUGGAGACUUUUUGGACAUUAUGAUGCAGGCAAGGGCGUACCACUUGAAAGAGGUAAAAUCUUGCCUGAGAAUUCAUGUACCUUCAUGAUUGAUCCGACCCGAGUACCUGCUAAAGUUCGAGUUGAAAAGAUAGAAUCUCAGAUCAAGGUCUUUGUGAUAGAUGACAACUCCAACUCAGAAAAUUGGAGAUCAUGAAUCACUACUAGAUACAAUGGAAUUCCAAAGGAUGGAUUCUUCGGAUUUACUUCAGGAAAUGCCAAUGGGAUUAGGAAUGAUAUCGACAUCCUCAAAAUAAUAAUCGCAGACCUUGAUCCAAACUCCCCAUACGUUCAAUUUGAUGAUGACAAGAAAACAGAAACCAGAUAUUUCUCUCUAAAAGAUGAAGAAGAAAAAGAAUAUGAAGAUGAUCCAGAAACAGCCAAUGACAUUUUCCACAUGAAGAGAAAAGUUAGUAAAUACUCUGAAGCAGGGAAAGGAAUUCAGUUCUUAUCAUCAGACUCCCAAGAAGACGUUCUUUACAAAGUUUAUGAAGGUCUGCAUCAGUUCAACCUUAAUAUGAAAGAGAUGAUCAAAGAAGCUAGGUAUAAACUAAUGGAUCCCAACUCUAAAGUUGAAGAAACAAGUGUGCCUAAUCUCAUGAAAGACCUUACAUACACAAGGGACUCUAUAGAGUAUAUGGGACAGAGCAUUAACAACCUUAACAAAACUUUGAACUAUUUGCUCAGUGGGCAAUACGCCCAAGAUGCAGCGAGAAUGCAGCAAACUGCAACGUACCAAGUAUCUGCUGAAGAAGAUGUCAUCGAUAGAUUAAAUGUAAAACUCACUGAAUUAGAAAGAAAAUAUGAAAGUCAUAAAGGGACUUUAGAGACUAAAAUUGUAAAUAUCAACAGGCAGACUCAGAUCCAUAACCAAGAGAUGAAAAGCAGAGUGCAGCAGAAGAUGAGUGAGAUCGGGAACAUCAACAGUACGCAAGAAGGUGAUGGGCUGUUCUAUAUCCUCCUGGCCUCUGUAGUUCUCCUCGGGAUCUUCAUCUACAUCAACCGUAAAAUGCAGGAGAGCAAGAAGAAGCAUAUUUUGUAA
Molecule: messenger RNA, 1503 nt
Organism: Moneuplotes crassus
Lineage: Eukaryota; Ciliophora; Spirotrichea; Euplotida; Euplotidae
Source: the annotation of a GenBank genome assembly